AUGGUGGUUUUUCAACUUUCAGCAGAGCAAACACUUCGACACUUCUGCCUUAUUACAGCUCUACUAACAGUGGCUUUGCACGGAUGCGAUGUCGAGGUGCGGCUACGUUCAGACACCACAAAGCCGUUUCAGUUUCAAGUUUCGGCGGAAUCUGCAGGAUUCUCGAGUGAUCGUGUAACAGUGACCGGAAAAACUAUCGAAAGGCCAAAAGCAAAGGGCGGAAAUGUCAAUUACCAUGUUUUUCACGUCAGCUUUUAUUUUGUUUGUUACAUAAAAGCACCAAACUGCAACAAGAAGUACUGGCAAUUUUUCCUGUGGAAAUUGGCUCCUGGAUCGAGUCUGUCGGCACCCAAAUGGCAAGUUGCGCAUCAUAUUCAAGGAAAAGCUGAAACUUUGCCAUUAAAAUCGCUCCUCAAAUGGCAGCCAUACAUGGAUAUCACCAUCAAGGAUGACCUGAAAUUCCAUCUUGGUCCACGUCUAGGUGUUAUUUGGUGCGAUUUUUGUUGA
This is a messenger RNA of Gongylonema pulchrum, 507 nucleotides long. Lineage: Eukaryota; Metazoa; Nematoda; Chromadorea; Rhabditida; Gongylonematidae. The record is from the annotation of a GenBank genome assembly.